Molecule: messenger RNA, 950 nt
Organism: Tinamus guttatus (white-throated tinamou)
Lineage: Eukaryota; Metazoa; Chordata; Aves; Tinamiformes; Tinamidae
Source: RefSeq, a predicted model, not a curated record
UUUUCUUUCUCUUUCCUUGCAGGGUGUGAAAGAGCACAAAUGUGGAAUUUGUGGCCGGGAAUUUACUCUGCUGGCCAACAUGAAGCGACACGUCCUGAUCCACACCAAUAUCAGAGCCUAUCAAUGUCACUUAUGCUUCAAGAGCUUUGUGCAAAAGCAGACUCUCAAGGCCCACAUGAUCGUUCACUCUGAUGUCAAACCCUUUAAAUGCAAGCUGUGUGGAAAGGAAUUUAACAGAAUGCACAAUUUAAUGGGACACAUGCACUUGCACUCAGACAGUAAGCCUUUCAAGUGCCUCUACUGCCCCAGCAAGUUCACCCUGAAGGGGAACCUAACCAGGCACAUGAAAGUCAAACAUGGAGUCAUGGAAAGAGGAUUUCAUUCACAAGGUUUUGGAAGAGGAAGAAUUGCUCUGUCCCAGACAAAUGUCUUAAGAAGUUUGGAACAGGAAGAGCCCUUUGAUCUUUCCCAGAAAAGCCAAGGGAAGGGAAUCUUGUUUCAUUUGGAUAGCGAGAGUGCCAAGGGGAGCUUGUGCCAGGAGGAAGAGGAAGACAACUGCUACAAGGCAGAGCAGUACAGCCCAGGCAGGUACCGCCACGCGAGCAGCAAGCUCUACGUGCCUCGCGAUCAGCUUGGCAAACCGCAGCGCGCCAGCAAGGACGUGAGGGAGCCCUACGGCACCGAGAGGGAGGAAACGCUGCGGGAAGGAGGGCUCGAGAAGAGCGCCGGAGACUCAGACGAGCCGGAGGGCCAGGGAGAGAGAGACCUUGCAAACAGCAAAGAGCUCCUCAGCUUUAGGUCCUUUGAAAAGGGCAGAGUUGGCCAUUCUCUCUCUGAUUACUUGUAUUUCAAGCACAGGAAUAAAAGUUUGAAGGAAUUACUGGAAAGAAAAAUGGAAAAACAAACAAUGCUUAUAGGCAUUUAAAUGGGCAACAUAUUAAACCAGCUGG